AUGUUGCAAGAAGGUUUUGAGAGAAAUUCAGAGGGUUUUAUAGUUGCUACAAAUGCCUGUAAAGGGGGAUGGGCCAAGGAGAACAGAAGUAUUUUUCUUUGUGAUGAACCUACCCCACUCUGGGCAGACUUCCAACUAGCUUCCUUGCGUGCACUUUUAGCAUCUUUUCUUUCACCAGGUCCUGUUUGCCAGCCAUAUUUAUCCCUUGGUCUGGAACUUUUUCUUGGAGGCAUGCAAGAAACUGGGUCACGCCUUUCUGAAUAUUGUAAACAUUCCCUUCUGACCCUUGAAGUGCUCAUACAUCCACGGACCCUUCCAUUGGUAGAUUUCUCUUCCACCAUUGAUAACUACGAAGGUCUGAGCAGCAAGUUUCCAAAGAAUAUUCCCUUUCAGACCAGGACUCUUGGAAAAGAUAUCGUUGAGCCUGAAUCAGAUGAUGAACUAUAUAAAAUGGGCUUGAAAGAAAUGAUGAAAUGGAAGAAGUUCAAGGGUGUCGUUUCGGCAUCUGGUACCACUGAGAGAAUUGCAUUCGAUAGGGACGAUGUUAUGGUUGAAUUCCAAGAAACAAAUAGUGCUGAUGGUGACCAUCUUGGAGAACAUGCGCCCAAUAGAGUGGCUGGAGAUUAUCAUGAAGGUCAUACGAGUAGGAUAGUUUUCAAAAAUGAUGCAUUAGAUCCAAUCACUAAGAUAGCUCAGGUUUCUAACGAUACUGCAAUGAAGAGUGAUAUACAUGAAGCAAAUGCUGAAAAGAAUGUGUCGGGAGCCAAAGAUGGCGGAUUCAGUACUUAA
This is a messenger RNA of Fraxinus pennsylvanica, 789 nucleotides long. The record is from the annotation of a GenBank genome assembly. Lineage: Eukaryota; Viridiplantae; Streptophyta; Magnoliopsida; Lamiales; Oleaceae.